Messenger RNA from Pelagomonas calceolata, 1926 nucleotides. The record is from the annotation of a GenBank genome assembly. NCBI's taxonomy places the organism in Eukaryota, Pelagophyceae, Pelagomonadales, Pelagomonadaceae.
GCACCCUUUGGCUUUUUAGCUUUUGUGGACGCUUUGGAACACGCCUGGCAAUUUGCCAGCGCUCGUUUCGACGCCUGCCCGAACCGCUCUCGACGCCUGCGCGCCGCGCGCGGCGCGCAGCCUGCACAUUCAAAGAGCCAAAACAUGCGCACGCGCCCGCGCCGCACGAAGGUCGCCGAGGACAAGGCCCAGCAGCGGCGGCAACGGCGCGACGAGCGCGCGGCGCGGCGCCGCCGCCGACAGCAAGGGAGCGACGACGAGGACGACGACGAGGCGCUCGCGCGACGCCUGCAGCGCCAAUACGACGACGAAGCUCGAGGCCGCCGCCGCUCGAAGAAGAGAAGGCGGUCCGAGGAGGACACGGGCCUCGCGCGGAAGCCGCCGACGCCACGUCGAAGCGAAGUGACGCGACGAGAAAGUUUUGGAGUGAGACUCAAGCUGAACGGCGAGACCUCCGAGAAACUCAUCGCGAGCCCGCCGAAGCGACCCGUCGUCCCGCUCCCCACGCCGCCGAAGGAGGGCCUCACCCCAGAUUUAGAUCUCGAGCCCUGGAAGGUUGAUGGGUGGGACGCGCUCUGCUUGGUGUGCGGCGACGGCGGCGACGUGGCCUGCUGCGACGGCUGCCCCGCGGUGAUUCACCCGGCGUGUGCGGGACUGGCGAAGAUGCCCGAGGAAGACGAGCCCUUCUUCUGUCGCACGUGUGAGAAGGAUCGGUGCGGGUGCUGUUUGGAGGGGCCGAUCCGCAAAGAAGAUCAUGUGGUGUGUGGGGAGGAGCGAGCUUCCAUGCGGGCUCUCGGUUGUGGCCGGACCUUCCACUUGUCGUGUGUGGAACUGGAGAAGGUUCCCGAGGGCGACUGGCUCUGCGCGUCGUGCGGACUCAGCGUCUGUCGAUUCGCGUCGACGGCGUCUGCGCGCGCCGUCGGGACCGCCACACCAUCGUCAUGACGACGUUCCUCGCUCCUCGCCGCGCGCGAGUCGCCUCGCGACCGAAUCGGUCACACGCAGGUGCCAAGAAGAGGACGAGGAGCGGGAAUUGGAGGUUCCGCGGCGGGAACCGGACGCCGAGCUUCUGUUGGACGCGGAGGACUACUUGAAACUGCAGCAGCGGCGGUUGCGAGCUGGGGAUAGAAGAGGGGCGGCUCGGUGCUACCUGGAGGCGCGCAAGAGUCAACUGAGGGCCCACUCGCAAUCCGUUGAAAAAGGAGCGCCGCCGCGGGUGAGGUUGGUGUCAUAUUCCACGAAACGGCGAGGCCGGGCCAACGCGCCCUGGGCGCGGCGCAUCUUCGACGCCACUAGCUUAGAUCAUCCGGCGUUCUCGGCGACGCCGGAGAAUCGGGCGGCCAUGAUGAUGGGUAUACUGCCUUCUCGCCGGUACGAUCGCGGCGCCUUCACGCCAUCGACGCGACUCGUGUCCAUCAGGGGCCGUUCGCAGGUACGCGGCGGGCUGGUCCCACGAGGACGUGGCGCGGGCGCGGUCGUCGACGCCUUCUCUCGUGGCGGAGCCGGAGCCGGUGCAGCUGCGGAACCGCGAAGUGGUCCGGAAGGCUCCCCGUUCAAGAGUGGACGACAUUAAUGAGAGGAAGACGUUGCGCAAGAAGCAGCGGUGCGACGAGUUUUUACAACAGAAUCGGAGUCAAUCUGGUGGGCGGGACCUGGACGGCCGCGACGAGGAAGUUAGAGCGUUGAUCCGCAAAGAUUGGAAGCUGCGAGCGAUCAUCGACGAGUCGAGGCGCGAGAUCCAGGCGUAUCGUGGGCGCGUCGUCACGUUAGCUUAUGGCGACUUAUUGGGCCAGUUGCGGGCCGUGGCCUGCGUCGAGGAGGUCGCGUCAGUCUUGCGAAGGGAGUUCGGCGAGGCCGUCUCCGUCGACGCGAUCCACUUAGAUCUCAAAACGACGUUCAGUAGGUACUAAUAACACACACUAGUUA